GUGUGAAGUUUUUCCGGUUGGAGACGUGGCUCUGCUGUUACACUCUGUUAGCGGAGAGUCAGCCUGUGCGACUCUGUAUGAAGCCUAAAACACCGAUACUGCUGCCUGCGUGAUUUAUUAAAGACCGAGAGAGCGCGGCUGUGGAUUUCAGUACCUCGGGACGGAGCUAAAAUGGUGCUCUUGGCAGCAGCAGUGUGCACCAAGGCUGGAAAAGCCAUAGUGUCACGGCAGUUCGUAGAGAUGACGCGCACCCGCAUUGAAGGUCUUCUGGCUGCUUUUCCUAAACUAAUGAGCACAGGGAAGCAGCACACCUUCGUUGAGACAGACAGCGUGCGCUAUGUCUACCAGCCUAUGGAGAAACUCUACAUGGUCCUUGUCACCACAAAGAACAGCAACAUUCUGGAGGACUUGGAGACAUUGCGGCUUUUCUCCCGUGUGAUUCCUGAAUAUUGUCGUGUGCUGGAGGAAUCCGAGAUCUCGGAGCACUGCUUUGAUAUAAUAUUUGCAUUUGAUGAGAUUGUUGCUCUGGGCUACAGGGAAAAUGUCAAUCUGGCCCAGAUUCGUACCUUCACUGAGAUGGACUCACAUGAGGAAAAGGUUUUCCGUGCAGUCAGAGAGACUCAAGAACGAGAAGCAAAUGCAGAGAUGAGGCGGAAGGCCAAAGAGUUGCAGCAGGCAAGACGGGAUGCUGAGCGUGCAGGCAAAAAAGCACCUGGCUUUGGAGGUUUUGGAAGUACUGGAAUGAGCGGUGUCAGUCCAGCCACCAUCAUCACGGAGUCAAUGAUGGAACCAGAGAAGCCAAAAAUGGCUCCAGCCCCAGUUAGGCCAAGCGGUCCUAGUAAAGCCCUGAAGCUGGGUGCCAAAGGAAAGGAGGUUGAUAACUUCGUUGAUAAACUGAAGUCCGAGGGGGAAAACAUCAUCAUGCACAGUGCAGGGAAGAAACAAUCCGAGGCAUCUAAAGUCCUUCAACCUCCAGUGAACACAGAAAGUGUGCAUCUGAGGAUGGAGGAGAAGAUAUCGCUCACAUGUGGACGAGAUGGUGGACUGCAGAACAUGGAGAUCUUGGGCAUGAUAACCCUGAGGGUGUCGGAUGACAAGAAUGGACGUAUCCGCUUGCACAUUAACAACAAUGACAAGAAAGGAGUCCAACUGCAGACCCAUCCCAAUGUGGAUAAGAAGCUCUUCACUGCAGAGUCCUUGAUUGGUCUGAAAAACCCAGAGAAGUCUUUUCCACUCAACAGUGAUGUGGGUGUGCUGAAGUGGAGGCUACAGACCACAGACGAGUCCCUCAUUCCUUUAACCAUAAACUGCUGGCCCUCAGAGAGUGGCAGUAACUGCGAUGUCAACAUUGAGUACGAGCUCCAGGAUGAAGGCCUUGAACUUAAUGACGUGAUCAUUACCAUUCCUGUGCCGUCUGGAGUUGGUGCUCCUGUCAUUGGAGACAUUGAUGGCGAGUAUCGCCACGACAGCAGGAAAAACAUCCUGGAAUGGUGCCUGCCUGUUAUAGAUGAAAAUAACAAAAGUGGAAGCCUGGAGUUCAGCAUAGCCGGGAAACCCAACGACUUCUUCCCAGUUAACGUCUCGUUUGUGUCUAGACGCUGCUACAGCGACAUUCAGGUGGCCAAAGUGGUCCAGGUAGAAGAGGGAAGCCCAGUGAAAUAUUCCUCUGAGACUUCAUUUGUCGUGGACAAGUACGAGAUCCUCUAAAGACUCCUAAAAGAAAUAUUUUUCUAGCCUGCCUGCCUAUCUGUAUAAAAGUUUGGACACCGUACACCAGACUCUCAAAAUCCGACACAGUGGCGUGCAGUUUUGGUGUAUUUAUAUGUUUGUACGGCAACAGAAAUUAUAUAUGUUUAUAUGAAACUUAAAGGUAAAAUGAGCAGCAUCUACCAUGAAGGCAGAUGAGCCUGGUGCAUUGUGACCAAGGCCACAGAGAAGUCAUCAUAACACAUCAUCUUACAGCUUACUACAAAACUUGGACCUAUGAGUCUUCAUGACCUUCUACAUAAAUGAACAGAGGAGCUUGACAGCACUUUUGUAUUAUACUUUCAGUUUUUAGUUCCAAGAUUUGCAAUUAAACAGAGCCAGUCAUUCUCACAUAUCCAAUGUAUUGUACUCCGAUUGAGUUUUGCUUUGUUUACCUGAAAUUAAUCAAAUAAGACCAGAAAGUAAUGUUUUGAUUGAGUGUUGAUUUAGUUUUGGGCCUGUUAGCACAAUUGCCUGUUCUAAACCAGCAAUAAUUUGCUUUGCUUUGGUCUCAUUGUAGCUUUUUGAACUGUUAGUCGUAUUGAAUUGUCAGGGUCUACAACACACUCAGAGAAAAACUCUAUUCCAACUCAGCCACACGACAAUGGGGACAAAGAGUGACCCUGAUAUCUUUAUUUUCCGUGCAUUUGCAUUCUCUCAGCCAUGAAAAGACAAAAGAGCAGUUGGAGUCUAAAUUCUUAAAAGAAAAAAUAAGAGACCAUUUCAGUUUCUGAAUAAAAUAAAAUCAAAGUAAUUAAGACCAUUUAUUUGCAGAAAAUGAGAAAUGGCUGAAAUAACAAAAAGGAUGCAGAGCUUUCAGACCACAAAUAAUGCAAAGAAUACAAGUCCAUAUUCAUAAAGUUUUAAGAGUUCAGAAAUCAAUAUUUGGUGGAAUAACCCUGGUUUUUAAUCACAAUUUUCAUGCAUCUUGCAUGAUCUCUUCCACCAGUCUUGCAAACUGAUUUUGAAUAACUUUAUGCUGCUUUACUCCUGGUGCAAAAAUACAAGCAGUUCAGUUUGGUGGUUUGAUGGUUUGUGAUCAUCCAUCUUCCUCUUGAUUAUAUUCCAGAGAUUUUCAUCUUGGUGAAAUCAAAGAAACUCAUCUUUUUUUUUUUUUUUUAAGUGGUCGCUUAGUUUUUUUUUUCCAAAGCUGUAAAUCUAUUUUUCUGCAGGUUUCACCACUAACUAAAAAUACUGCACUCCAUCAGCUUAUUAGGCACUUCUCAAUACAGUGGUCUGUCCCAAUUGUGUACUAAUUACGUAUAACUAGUUUUUCAGUAUGUAAUAUGCAAAGAAAGUGUUAAAGUUGACUAUACUCAAAUGUCCAAGAAACAUACUCAGAACUCUGUUAGUACAGAUUGGGUUAUCAUAUUAAUAUUUAGUGCACUAACCUGACAAACCUGCACUAUUAAAAUUAGUAUACACCUUAUACUUUAAAUUAUAAUACACAAUUGGGACACAGACAGUAAUUAGUUUGAUUGAAAUAAAUGAUAAAGUCUGCAGGAGCGCUAGUUAACUUUAAUCUCUGUAUUAAUUGUGAAUCACAACUUCAUGACUGAGAUUAUGGCUGAGAAAAGCUUAAAUUUAAGGGAACUGAUCAGAAAAUUAAAGAGUUCAUUGCUAAUUAUGUUAUAGCUUUAACGGCUGUGCUGAAUUUUAAUCCAAGAGUUUGUAAAUUUUGCUUUCACAAGUAUUUAAUGUUUGUUGCUCAGCUUGAUUUAAGAAUGACACGAUGACAUUAAUAACAGAAACCCUCUUCUGACAUGAAGGUCUGUUUGAGAGAAAUACUCUUUCUCACUGAUAUCAUUUUUCUUUGCAUUUUGCCCCAGACCUUGUUGGUUAAAGCCUGCCUUUGGAGGAGUUAUUUUAAUAAUCAACAGAGAUGUGGGAAUUAUAACAUUCCAGCUUACAAUAACUGUUUUGAUAUUAAAGCAUAUUGCUUGAAUUUGA
Molecule: messenger RNA, 3696 nt
Organism: Astyanax mexicanus (Mexican tetra)
Lineage: Eukaryota; Metazoa; Chordata; Actinopteri; Characiformes; Acestrorhamphidae
Gene: arcn1b
Product: archain 1b
Exons: 10
Coding region: 172-1707 (511 amino acids)
Biological process (GO): Golgi localization; endoplasmic reticulum to Golgi vesicle-mediated transport; retrograde vesicle-mediated transport, Golgi to endoplasmic reticulum
Cellular component (GO): COPI vesicle coat; cytosol
Source: RefSeq, a predicted model, not a curated record